GAUGCAAGCAAGGAAAGUAGCAAAGCAUCGAAGCCGCACAAAGUAACCAAGGAGCACAGAGAGAGGCCAAGGAAAGACUCGGAGAGCAAAAACUCUUCCAAAGACCUUGAAAGAGAACAAAACAAGCCUUUGAAGGACUCCUCCAGAAAACCGACCGAGAACAAACUGCCUAAGGAGGAGAAGGCACCUCCAAAAGCUGCUUUCAAGGAACCAAAACUGGCCGUGAAGGAGACCAAACUGGAGAACACUUCUCCAAAGGGCGGGCCACAGCCGGAGUUAAAGUCUUCCAGCAAGAGGCCCUCCAAUGUGGAGUCACCAAAGCCUAGUGCCAAAAAACAAAAAAAGAGUAGCUCCAAAGGAGUGAAGAAUAUCCUGGGGACGUCUCCCAGAACCUCGUCUUCCUCAUAUCCAGAGAAGAAACAAACCAAGGAGAAGAUGAAUGCCAAAGUGGAAAAGGUGAAAUCUGAAAGCGAGGCCAAGGAGAUCAAAAAGCCUGUGGAAAUGGAGGAGUCGAACUCAGAGGAUGAAACUUCUUUCAAGUCAGAGUCUGUCCAGUCCAGCCCUUCCAACUCCAGCUCCAGCUCCGACUCCAGCUCUGACUCUGAUUUCGAGCCGUCUCAGAACCACAGUCAAGGCCCGCUGCGCUCCAUGGUGGAAGAUCUGCAGUCAGAGGAGUCUGAUGACGACGACAGCUCCUCUGGAGAAGAGGCAGCCGUCAAAGCCAACGCAGUCAGCCGGGAUUCCAGACUGAGCCUUAGUGACAGCGACAGUGAUAACAGUGCAGAUUCCUGUCUGCCAAGUCGAGAGCCACCUCCUGGCCAGAAACUGCCACCAGCAAAUAAUAAGGCAUCUGGAAGAAAAAGCCCAGAGUCUUGUAACAAGCCAGAGAAGAUUCUGAAGAAGGGAACGUAUGACAAGGCCUACACUGAUGAAUUAGUGGAGCUUCACAGGCGACUAAUGGCACUACGAGAGCGCAAUGUGCUACAGCAGAUUGUAAAUCUCAUUGAGGAAACCGGGCAUUUUAACGUUACCAACACAACCUUUGACUUUGACCUCUUCUCCUUGGAUGAGACGACCGUCCGUAAGCUGCAGAGCUACUUGGAAGCGGUGGCGACAUGA
Molecule: messenger RNA, 1119 nt
Organism: Apaloderma vittatum (bar-tailed trogon)
Lineage: Eukaryota; Metazoa; Chordata; Aves; Trogoniformes; Trogonidae
Gene: MLLT1
Product: myeloid/lymphoid or mixed-lineage leukemia (trithorax homolog, Drosophila); translocated to, 1
Exons: 7
Cellular component (GO): super elongation complex
Source: RefSeq, a predicted model, not a curated record